UGUACGCUACGCACCACUAAACAGUUUGUUUAUGUUUAAUAUUUGCUAUAUUUUGAGCGUUGUACGCCUUCGGUCGUUAGUUCUUAUUAUUUUGUUGUUUUGCCAGAGGAGCCAAUGGUUCUGCGAAUUUCAACAGCAUCAAUUCCUCACCGCAAGGAAUUUAUUUCGGCUAACAAACAUGCCGAUGAAACGCUGAAAAACUGGUACGACCGUUUAAAAGUCCUAGCGAUCGCAUGCGAUUACGGAAUGCAUUCGGAGGCGUUUAUUCUGAACCAAUUCAUCUGCGGUCUGGAUGCAUUGGUUCUGGAAUAUUUCCGGACGGAACAGAAGGACCUAUCAGUGAACGAUGUGUUUGAUUUGACAAAGAGUGUCGAGCUUAUAGAUGUUAAACAGGUCUUGGUAACCAUAAAAUCCGAAGAAUUAAAUUUUUCGGAUAACGAACACUACAACGACCAUACGUUCAGCGGUAGUGACGACGACGAGCAAUCCACUGCAAAUGAGGUAAGCACUGCCCGACUGAACUAUGCUCAAACCGAGGAAAACGACGUGAACAUUAGUGGGAGAAAGGAUAACAUUCAACCGAUUGUGCCAUUGCUGGCGGAAAAGCCAGGAAAAUCGCAGGAACAUCCACAACUGUUCGAGUGCUACUUUUGCCACAAAACUUUUAAAACGGCCGGUAAACUAACCUACCACUUUACGUGCUGUCACUCAAUACGAAAGUCAUCGAAAGCCACUGUUAAACGCACAAUCAGAUUACCGUCACCAGAAUCUCCAAGAUCGUACGAGUGCUAUUUGUGCCACAAGUUGAUGAACACUGUUGGUCACUUGCUUUAUCACUACAACUUAUACCACACAAUUGGCAAAACGUCAACCUGUACGCUGUGCGGAAAAUGGAUUAGUGACGGUAGCAAUAUGGUACGCCACUUGAAUUCGCACCUCGAUGAGAAAGAGUAUCGCUGUGAUGUAUGCAAUGUGGGACUCAAAAGUCUAAAAGCGUUGAAGAAGCAUUCACUGAGUCACAGCGAUCCGAACGUAAAGAAGUUCAAGUGCACCAAAUGCCCGAGGGUAUUUGUUACGAAGAUACAUUUCAAAGCGCAUUUGGAAGGGCAUAAACGGCGCGCACCAAGUCUAAGUGAAAAGUUGGACAGUUUAAUUAACAAGCGGAAAGAACAAACGACCAAAGAUGGAAAAUACAAAUGUGAUAUCUGUGCGACGCAGUUUGACAAAGAACGCGAGCUAACGGCCCAUUCGAAAGUGCACAACGAAAGCAAAUUACUAUGCCAUCUGUGCGGAGCCAAACUGAUGACCAAACGGAAUUUGAUCGUUCAUUAUCUUGUGCACACCAACCUGAAACCAUUUGCAUGUGACGAAUGCGGUAAAAGGUUUUCCACCAGUACAAAAUGCAAGAGGCACGUUCGGAACCAUGCAGGUACUCUAGACCGACCACAUAAGUGUACGCAUUGCGAUAAGGCGUUCAUCCAAAAGAGUCAUCUGGCCGAUCACAUGAAAGUGCACUUUCCCGGUAAUCAGCGAUUCAAAUGCGAUCAAUGUCCGAAGCACUUUUUUAAAGAAGACCAAUUGACCAGACACAAGCUUAUACAUGUCGGUAUAACGAAGCCAUGGCAAUGUAAUUUUUGUGAAAAAAGUUUCAAGACAAACUAUCUUCGUGUGGAACACGAGAGAAAGCAUACUGGCGAAAGACCGUAUGAGUGUCCAAUUUGCGGCAAGCACUUCGCACAGCAGUCAUCUCUUCGAGGUCAUAGAAAUAUUCAUUUGAGGCCACCAAAGCCACCGGCAGAUCGAACGAAAAGGAAGAGGAAGCAGAAGACAGAUAGCUCGAUUGGAAACACUACAUACCCUACAGUUACUGUAGAGGCAACAGAUGCAUACGAAGCAAUGGUUCUACGAAUAUCAACCGCAUCAAUUCGCUACCGCAAAGAAUUUAAUUCGGCUAACAAACAUGGCGAUGAGACAUUGGAAAAUUGGUACGAUCGGCUGAAAGUCCUAGCGGAAUCAUGCGACUACGGAACGUAUUUGGAGGCAUUUGUUCUGAACCAGUUCAUCUGCGGUCUGGAUGCACUGAUUCUGGAGUAUUUGUAUGCGGAACAGAAAGACUUGUCGCUUAACGAUGUGUUUGAAUUGACGAAGAGUUUCGUGCACAGUAAUGAGCUGGUGGAUGUGAAACCCGUCUUGGUCAACAUAAAACUGGAAGAGCUGCACGGAUCAGACGGUGAACACUUCAACGACAAUGCGUACAGUGAUAGUGAUGAUGACGAGCAAGCGACUACGAAUGAAGUAAAUGAUAUGCGACAGAACAGUGCCCAAGCAGAGGAAGAUGCAAGAAACGAUAGCAUUCAGGCGAUGGUGCCAUUUAUGGCGGAAACAGCAAUUGAACCGCCCGAAGUCCCAAGAUUGUUCGAGUGCUAUUUGUGUCACAAGACCUGGAAAACGGCGGGCAAUUUAACUUAUCACUUCACCUGCUACCACACAACUGGAAAAACAUCGAAAUGCAAUCUGUGCGGAAAAUGGAUUAAAGACGCCAGCAACAUGGUUCGUCACUUGAAUUCGCACUUCAAAACGAAACAGUUUCGGUGUAGCAUGUGCGACUCGGAAUUCGCUCGGUACACGUCGUUGAAAAAGCAUUUACAGAGCCACAGCGAACCGAACGCAAAGGAGUUCAAGUGCUCGAAGUGUUCGAAAGUAUUUAUUACGAGGAUACACUUCAAGGCACAUUUGAAAGACCAUAAACGACCCGAAGUCAGUUUGAGUCAAAAUUUGGACAAUUUGAUUAAGAAGAAGAAAGCCAAAGCAAAAUCGGCUGCGCAAGGAAGCCACCAAUGUCCCAUUUGUUCGACUUUGUUUGUCAAAGAAACCGAGCUAAAUGUCCACAUGAAAGUGCACACCGAAACCGAAUGGCUUUGCCACCUCUGCGGCAAAAAACUGAUGAACAAACGGAAUUUGAUCCAUCACUAUCGGGUCCAUAGUGAUGAGAAGCCGUUUGCGUGCGACGAAUGCGGUCGCACUUUUGCGUCCAAGGAGAAAUGGAAGCUGCAUGCGAAGGGUCAUAGUGGCAUUCGACCGCACAGUUGUACGCAUUGCGACAAGUCAUUCAUCCAGAAAGGUCAUCUGGUCAAACACAUGAAAGUACACUUUCCCGAUGAGCGCAGAUUCAAGUGCGACCAAUGCAGCAAGGACUUUAGUAAGGAAGAACGAUUGGAGAAACAUUUGCUUAAACAUGCCGGAUUAAAGCCGGUGCGAUGCAAUUACUGUGAAAAGAGGUUCAGGUCGAAUAACCACCGGAUUGAACAUGAAAGAACGCACACCGGCGAAAAACCGUACCGUUGCCCAAUUUGCGACAAAUGUUUCGGACAACGAGCCACUCUAAGGGGUCAUGUGAAAAUUCAUUCGAAGCCACCAAAACCGAAAUCAGAUCGUCCAAAAAAACGAAGAAAACCGAAGGUGGAUAACACCAUUGGAUACAGUAUAGUAGAGGCUACAGCUGCAUAUCUGGGUUAAAAUAUUGUCGUGUGUAUAAUUUGUAUAAUUAACUUUCGAUCUUUUACGGUCCAAAGAUGAUAAAUAUUUGAAAGUAAAA
Bradysia coprophila is the source of this 3595-nucleotide messenger RNA. RefSeq lists its product as uncharacterized. The record is from RefSeq and is a predicted model, not a curated record. Lineage: Eukaryota; Metazoa; Arthropoda; Insecta; Diptera; Sciaridae.